Molecule: messenger RNA, 1303 nt
Organism: Paramacrobiotus metropolitanus
Lineage: Eukaryota; Metazoa; Tardigrada; Eutardigrada; Parachela; Macrobiotidae
Product: beta-1,3-galactosyltransferase 1-like
Exons: 4
Coding region: 139-1272 (377 amino acids)
Cellular component (GO): membrane
Molecular function (GO): hexosyltransferase activity
Source: RefSeq, a predicted model, not a curated record
GUAAUCUCCAUGCAGAUUUGUAGUUAUUUAUUCGCUGUCAUGUAGAUGCCGUGUGCUUUUACAAAGAUCGCACUGAUAAUGCAGCUAUGUUUUGAUUAAAUAAACUACCGAUCACAUGAAAGCCACACGCCAUCAAACAUGAUAUUUGUCAACCUGAGAAAUUGUCUGAAAAUAGUAUGCUGUAUGGGCUCCGUAGUCCUGAUCGGAAGUCUGGUGAUCGUUAUGCAUAACACAAGUCCGCACCGGCAAAUGCAAGACGCGCUGAAUGAGGAAGGAGGAUGCUGUGCGACCAUGCAUAAUAAUGUCACUGGUUCCCAAGAGUAUCUCCCUGAAACGUUUGUACGCUUUACCAGACAUAUUUCAUCAGGACAUUUUAUUGGCCAUGGAAAGCUUAAAGCGAACCACCACCGAAAGAAGCCUACCAAAACCGGCGCGGAAUCGACGUUCCAACCGAAAAGCUGCCUGCUUGAUGACAGGAUACCGUCAAUGAUUUUGUUCGUUUCGUCCCGGCCAUCUUCCGCAGAUAUGCGAGCUGCUAUAAGAGAAACAUGGGGUCUUACUGCAGCAUCGUGCGGCGUAAAGGUCAUUUUUGGUUUCGGCAAGCAAACGAAUCGCAAAGUGCAAGCGCUUAUUAGCACGGAAAGCGUUAUGUACGGUGAUGUGCUACAGAGCAGCCGCGUUCGGGAUGGAUACCGCAACCAAACCGCGUUGGUUCUAUCCUUUUUUCAUUGGGCAGCGGAACACUGUAAAGCCCCCUUAGUGGCCAAGGCGGAUGAUGAUACUUGGAUAAACUUUCCCCUUAUCAUGCCGUUCCUGAAAACGUUGCAUUACGACCACUUCAUGGUGGGCUUCCAUUUUCAGUCGGGUACCAACGUAAUUCGGGAUACGCGGCAUGCGCAAUUUCUCACGAAAGCUGAGUAUUACGCUGACCUUUUUCCGGUGUAUGCAUCAGGAAUUCUUUAUGUGUUUUCGGCGGCUACUUUGCCCGCACUGUUGCGCACAGCUUUUCAUGUCCGCCAACACUGGAUCGACGAUGUCUACAUUACCGGCGACCUGAUUGAAGAAAUCAACAAAAAGUGCACAACAAAGACGAUUAGCAGUUCCAUCUGCAUACAGCGGGUCAACUUUUGGGGACUGGCAACUUGGCCAGAUUUGCGUGCUUCUCCUGGAUGUCAUUUGAUUAACAGCACCGCAAUGCAUAAAAUCGAUCCUUUAACGAAACGCUUGGCAUUUUAUUUGCCUUGCUUAGAAAAUUUGAGGUUAUGUGCAUAAAAUGUGGAGAAAUCUUAAGUUAAAAAAUACC